Moesziomyces aphidis is the source of this 1245-nucleotide messenger RNA. Lineage: Eukaryota; Fungi; Basidiomycota; Ustilaginomycetes; Ustilaginales; Ustilaginaceae. The record is from the annotation of a GenBank genome assembly.
AUGCCGUUGUCCGAUGCGCGGCUCGUCGGGCUUGCCGGCGCUGCACGGGUGAUGCGCGACUCAGCAUCGUCGCCGUCUCCCACGCCCUCCCCGAUCCUCGGCACGCCCGAGGUGGACGGCGACAAGUGCAAGCUCAUGGGGCCGUUUGCGCUCUUCGUGCAGGCCAUCAUGGGCAUCCUCGUCAUCGGCUCGCUCGUCUACAAACGCCAGCGCGAGAAGCCCAAGCGAAGGUGGAAGAUCUGGGCGCUGGACGUCUCCAAGCAGAUGCUCGGCCAGCUCUUCGUCCACAUCCUCAACGUCGUCCUCUCCGACUUUGUCGCAAGCGGCGGCGGAGAGAAUCCAUGCUCGCUCUACUUUCUCAACAUCCUCGUCGACACCACCCUCGGCGUCUUCUUCAUCUACGUUGCGCUCAAGUACGUCACCUGGUUCCUCACAGAGCGGCUCGGCCUCGAGGGGUUCGUCUCGGGUCAGUAUGCUCCGCCGCCCUUGCCCACACCUCUGUCGUCUGCAUCGGCGCGAGCGGCCACCGCAUCGGACGGCAGCAGCGCAGGCCCAGCAGCCCGCCGCUCCUUGGCAAGAGCCAAGCCUAGGCUAGAGUACUGGCUCAAGCAGCUCGCCUCGUAUCUCUUCGUGCUCUUGCUAAUGAAGAUGGCCGUGCUCGUCGUCUUGGCCAUCUUUCCGUUCCUCUUCGACGUCGGCUCGUGGAUCCUCGGCUUCUUUGGCAGCCACAAGGACGCGCAGGUGCUCUUCUCCAUGGCCCUCUUCCCGCUCGCCAUGAACGUGCUCCAGUUCUGGCUCAUCGACUCGCUCCUCAGACACAACCCCUACACCUCGGCAUACUCCAAGAUCAACCCGGACGACGAAGCUUUCCUCAACACCUCGGACCGCAUCUCGCAGGACUCGCACUUCUCGGAAUCCGCACUCGACCACUCGGCACAGCCACACCACGCCAUCGGCCGGGACAGCGACGAGGACGAGGACGCACAGGCGUCAGCAAAGUCGAGACGGCGCCCAUCGCCGCAGCGUGCAGCUACAUCCGAUGCCGAUCGGCCGUACGACUUGCGGCCGAACAGACCCAUAGACGAGAUGCGCCGCCAGGCGAGCUUGACGCUCUCGGAUCCGGAUGCGGACGCAGACGACAACAUGACCGCAAGCAUACACCAGGCGAUGUCGUCCAGCAAGGCGUCGAUCCAGCGGCUCGAGUCACACCACCUCAAACAGGUCAGCGACGAACGCAAUAGGUAG